CUUGUCACAUAACAUGGCAUUGUAGCAAGGCUAAGGAAAAAGUAUUGAGACGACUUAUUAAGUGCUUUAGUAAAAAGUAUUGUUAAUUAGUCAAACCCAAAUGUUCCGGAAAAUAACAAAACUUGCCCCAUUCACCCCCAUCAGAUUGCUUAAAAGUAAUCCAAGGGGCACAGUGCUUCCAAUGUCGUCGAGUUCUACAACUGAAUCUACAGAAAAUUGGGACUUGUACGCAUCCGUUCUGGUGGAACGUUUACCUAUCGUGUCUAAAAGUUUAACCAAUUUAGAACGGGAAUUUCAGGAGCACCUGUGGCGCGUAGAAUUUGAGAACAGCUUAAAAUCGGACUAUGAACUGAAACAUGAACGUGACCAAAUUCAAAGUGAAUUAAUAAAAAAAGGGGAAAUGGAGGUGGACCUCGAUGAUAGCUCUUCCAAAAUGACAGCACAAGAUCUAAAAGAUGCUUAUUCAGAAGAGUUGAAAAACUUUCAAACAGCACUUCGUUCUACGCCAGAUGACGUAGCAAACACAACUACUUCUACUGACCGUUGUUUAGAGGAAACGUUAUAUCUUGUUAUCGAGGAAGUAUUAAACACAAAAGCACACCGGAUGCUUCCUCAAGGGCUUCGUCAUGAUGGUGAGACAAUGCGACAGGCUGCUGAACGUGUGCUACGUGAGAAAUGUGGUACGCAGUUGCAAGUUAAUUUUUACAGUAACGCGCCUUGUGGAUUUUACAAGUAUAAAUAUCCUGUUGAUAUGCGAAAAAGGAGCGCUGGUGCUAAAGUUUUCUUUUACCGAGCUUAUCUGCGUGGUGGUGAUAUAGACAAGGCAAUUGCAAAAAAGUACGAAUGGCUAACUAAGCCAGUUUUGGAAGAAAAACUUAAAAAUACUGAUUAUACUGAAAGCAUACGAAAGUUUCUCCUGUAACAUACAUAUGCAUAAUAUGCUUAGUUUUUAACACAAACAAAUAAAUUUCACUUUAAUUGAA
Molecule: messenger RNA, 983 nt
Organism: Anastrepha obliqua
Lineage: Eukaryota; Metazoa; Arthropoda; Insecta; Diptera; Tephritidae
Gene: mRpL46
Product: 39S ribosomal protein L46, mitochondrial
Exons: 1
Coding region: 101-922 (273 amino acids)
Cellular component (GO): mitochondrial large ribosomal subunit
Molecular function (GO): structural constituent of ribosome
Source: RefSeq, a predicted model, not a curated record